AUGAAUCUCCCGGCGAUCCCUCCGCUCGCCUGCGCCCUCCUCCUCCUCCAUCUCAAUGUUUCUCCCGUGGAAUCGUCCCCGCCGCAGGGGCUUGGGAAGGGGCGCCACCCGCCCGGAAAGGGGAACCACCACGGCCAUAACGGGCACAGCGGCGACGACGGGCACCAGCACGACCACUCCGACGACUACAAUGGCUACAGCUUCUACGUCUUCGGCGACUCCUUCGCCGACAACGGCAACCUCGUCAAGAUGAACCCUAGAUCCCAGCUGAAUCGCCAGUGGCGCUAUCCCUAUGGCUUAUCCGGCCGCUUCUCCAACAGCUUGGUUCAGUCCGACUUUAUCGCCUACAUGCUAGGGCAGAAAAAGUCCCCUCCGGCGCACAGGCUCACGCGCAAGGUCGGCCGGGCAGGCUUGAACUUCGCCGCCGGCGGCUCCGGCGUGUUCGACGUGCCGGGCACCCAGACGCUCGCCAGGCAGAUCCACACCUUCCACAAGCUCGUCAAGGACGGGGACAUCGACCAGGACCGCCUGGCAUCAAAAUCCGUCGCGCUCGUCGCCGUCUCCGGCAACGACUACGCUGCCCUUCCCGCCGACACCAAGAGCUUCGCCGAGGUGGAGGAUUUCGCCAGGAAGGUGGUGGAGGAGAUCGCGUUCAACGUGCGGCGCCUGCAGGACAUUGGCGUCCAGAAGGUGCUCGUCAACAACCUCCACCCUUUCGGCUGCUCGCCGUCCGAGACCAGGGCCUUCAACCACACGCGCUGCAACGAGAGGCGCAACCUGGCCGCCACGCUCCACAACCACCACCUCGCCAACGAGCUGGCCGGCAUGGAGGACGUGCUCGUAGUCGACCUCAACGCCGCCUUCAGCAACGUCGUCCGGCACUACAACGACGAAGACGGGGGCGGCGACAUCAUUCCCAAUCUCUUCAGGGAGAAGCUGGCGCCGUGCUGCGAGAGCACAGACCCCAAGGGGUACUGCGGGCAGGUCGACACGGAGAAGCUGGAGCCCCUCUACAAAGUGUGCGACAACCCCAACUAUUUCUUCUUCUGGGACGAGAUGAACCCCACCAUGGUUGGGUGGCAGGCCGUCAUGGGCCCGCUCGACUACCCCAUCAGGAAGUUCUUAGGGCUCAUUAGGUAG
Messenger RNA from Triticum urartu, 1140 nucleotides. RefSeq names its product GDSL esterase/lipase At5g03610-like. Gene Ontology annotation, molecular function: hydrolase activity, acting on ester bonds. The record is from RefSeq and is a predicted model, not a curated record. NCBI's taxonomy places the organism in Eukaryota, Viridiplantae, Streptophyta, Magnoliopsida, Poales, Poaceae.